This is a messenger RNA of Cottoperca gobio, 4381 nucleotides long. Its product is annotated as calsyntenin-2-like. Bases 1 to 2778 code for a protein of 925 amino acids. Gene Ontology annotation, cellular component: postsynaptic membrane; cell surface. Gene Ontology annotation, biological process: positive regulation of synapse assembly; homophilic cell-cell adhesion; positive regulation of synaptic transmission. The record is from RefSeq and is a predicted model, not a curated record. Gene Ontology annotation, molecular function: calcium ion binding. The transcript has 17 exons. NCBI's taxonomy places the organism in Eukaryota, Metazoa, Chordata, Actinopteri, Perciformes, Bovichtidae.
AUGACGUCUGUGAAUAAACACAAGCCGUGGAUUGAGACAUCAUACCAUGGGGUGAUCACUGAGAACACUGACGUGGUUCUGCUGGAUCCUCCUCUGGUGGCCCUGGACAAAGACGCCCCCGUCCCCUACGCAGGGGAGAUCUGUGCGUUCAACAUCCACGGGCUGGAGGCUCCGUUCGAGGCGGUGGUGCUGAACGGUACGUCUGGCGAGGGCCAGCUGAGGGCCCGCGGACUGGUGGACUGCGAGCUGCAGAAGGAAUACACCUUCAUAAUCCAGGCUCACGACUGCGGCUCUGGCCCCCGGGGCACGGAGGUCAAGAAGUCCCACAAGGCGGUGGUGCACAUUCAGGUCAACGAUGUGAAUGAGUUUGCCCCGGUGUUUCGGGAGCCCCAGUACCGAGCUGCAGUGACAGAGGGCAAGAUUUACGACAGCAUCCUGCAAGUGGAGGCCACUGACCAGGACUGCUCCCCACAGUACAGUCAGAUCUGUAACUACCAGAUCUCCACCACCAACACACCUUUCGCUAUAGAUCGCAAUGGUAACAUCCGGAACACGGAGAAGCUGAGCUACGACCGGCAGCAGCAGUACGAGAUCCAGGUGACGGCCUGGGACUGCGGCCAGAAGAGAGCCUUGCAUAGCGUCCCCGUCCGCAUCGACGUCAAGCCUGUCUGCAAACCUGGCUGGCAAGAUUGGAAUAAGCGAGUGGACUAUGAGCCAGGAACAGGAAGUAAGCAGCUGUUUCCUAAAAUGCACCUGGAGACCUGUGGCGGGCCGCUGUCGUCGGUGAGGACUACAGUGGAGCUGCAGACCAGUCACAUCGGGAAAGGCUGCGACCGCGAGACCUACUCUGAGAAGUCUCUCCAGAAACUCUGUGGGGCCUCCUCGGGCAGCACUGACCUUCUGCCUGCCCCCAGCGCUGCCACCAACUGGACGGCUUCCCUUGUGACCGACAGUGGCAGGGACAGUGACUUGAUCUUCAGGUUUGACGGUCAUCAGGCCGCUAAGAUCCCGGACUGGGUGGUACCCCAGAAUCUGACGGACCAGUUCACCAUCGCAACCUGGAUGAAGCACGGACCCAGUCCUGGGCUCCGAGCUGAGAAGGAGACUCUACUCUGUAACUCCGACAAGACUGAGAUGAACCGUCAUCACUACUCGCUGUAUGUCCAUAACUGCCGCCUGGUGUUUCUGCUGAGGAGAGACUUCACCCAGGUGGACACCUUCAGACCGGCCGAGUUCCACUGGAAGCUGGAGCAGAUCUGUGACAAGGAGUGGCAUUACUACGUCAUCAACGUGGAGUUCCCGGUUGUGACGCUCUAUGUGGACGGAGUGACCUACGACCCCUACCUGGUGACUGACGACUGGCCCAUCCACCCCUCACAGAUUGACGUGCAGCUCACAGUCGGCGCCUGCUGGCAAGGUGGGGAGGUGACGAAGCCGUGGUUCACUCAGUACUUCCGGGGCAGCCUGUCUGGACUGACCAUCCGACCGGGGAAGAUCGAGAGUCAGAAAGUCAUUUCCUGUCUGCAGGCGUGCAAAGAGGGACUGGACAUCAACUCCCUGGAGAGUCUGGAUAAGAGCUUAAAGUUCCACUUUAACCCGGCCCAGUCUAUCUUGGUAAUGGAGGGAGAGGACUUGGAAAACAUGAACAGCGCUGUGAGGAAAGUUGCCUACAUAAACUCUCGUCAGUUUCCCACACCAGGCAUCCGACGUCUGCACAUCUCCACUGCCGUCCAGUGUUUUGGAGAAGACACUUGCAUCACCAUCCCAGACAUCGACGCGGUGGUGAUGGUGCUGCAGCCCAGUGAGCCCCGGAUAACCAUCACCGGAGUGGAGAGACUGAACCGGCCGGCCUCUGACCUCCGAGCGACAGGAGGCACAGCUCUGUUCCAGGACCUCCACAUCAUCAGCACAGUCACCAGGGCAGACGCCACUGCACAUCACACAGCAGGUCACCCCGGGGUGCUGGAGGAGAUCAUUCAUAACUUGGACUACUGUGAUGUGCUGGUGUUGGGAGACGAGCUGAGGCCCGAGGAGGAGUCCCUUCAACUGCAGAGAAGCACUCUGCUCGGAAAACACCUCGACGCCACUAACUCCACCUCUGGCAUGUCCAUAUAUGGUGUGGACUCCAUGUCCAACUAUGAACAGGUGAUCCGACAGGUGCGCUACUAUAACUGGCGGCCCGGACAGCUGACGGAGAGGAGGUUCCGCCUCACCUGCUCGGAGCUCAACGGACGCUACACCAGCAAUGAGUUCAACCUGGAGGUGAGCGUGCUGCACAGUUCAGACGCGGGGGCGCAUGUCAAUCACAUGGUCGCCCCGCCUCAGUACAUGCAGGUGAUCCACCAUCCCUCCAUGAUCCAUGACCUGUACCCCGGCCACAGCUCAGCCGUGCCAAGCGCCGCCACCGUGGUCAUUGUGAUGUGCAUCGCGGCUCUGGUGGUGGUGGUGGUGCUGGGCAUCUAUCGCCUCCACCUGACCCACCAGCAGGAGGUCAAGCUGGCAGAGACGGCUAAAGAGGCGGACGGGAGCUGGGACGACUCGGCUCUGACCAUCACGGUCAACCCGAUGGAGAACCUGCAGGAGCCCCAGGCUGCAGAGGAGGAGGCCAGCGAGGAAGAGGAGGAGGAGGAGGAGGAGGAGGAGGAUGAAGAGGAGGAGGAUGACAUCACCAGCGCUGAGUCAGACGACAGCGAGGAGGAAGUGGACGUCCAGCUACCCAGGAUGCAACGCCCGAGCAAGAAGGGACAAAACUGGGACAAAACAACGAUAUCUUAUUGAAACACACACUCACAGUCACUCACACACACACACAUUCUGCAACACGUGCAUACUGAAACCUCCGAUCAGAGGGUUGAAACAAAAAGACUUGAUGUGAUGCUGAUGCUCUAAGUGAGGUAAUAUCGCCCCCUACUGGAAGACCGCUGAAACACAAACAGUGCAAUGAUUUAACUUUAGCCUCCCGUUUUAUACAGCCGAUAAGAAAUAAUACGACUUUCAUCCGUCUUAAAGGGACAGCUCGCCAAAUUAAGCAGCUGCUCCUCGAGUUAUCUCUCUCCCAUCGCAGUGUACACACCACAACUACGAUCUUAAGUUAAAGUUUGAACCUCACGUUGUGGAGGAACCCUGCACCAUGCAUCCAGCUCCACGUCCCACUCUGAGAUCUCUGAUGUCCCAAUGCAAAACAGUCUUUAUUUAAGGAAGUAAAGAAUGUGACUAUUUUUCUUUGUAUACUCCAUGUUAAUGAUCAGUCUUUAUUCUAGCCCACGUGGCAAAGCCAGGUGAUUUUACAGAAAUAGCAUAUUUUCAAUGGUACUCAAAAAAAACCUAAAAAACACGAUCUGUGUGUCGUCAUGGUGAACUAGCAAAGGUGUCCGAGUUCUGGGGUUUUGGGAAAGACGGAGGAGUCUCCUUGUACAUUUUUAUACACUCCUUUCUUGUAAAUAUUGAGUAUAGUAGGUGAACCCCACCCCCGACCCUCCCACCCCACUCCCCAACACCUUUCUCCCCCCAGAAACCCUCCUGUCCACCUGUAAACAGCACACAUGCCACCUCGUCACAUGUAUGUACCCUGAGCCCUGACCCCUCCGUCCUCUCUGUGUGUUUCUACAUCAUUCCAGCUGACCCGCCAGUUGGCUUUGUUAGGGUGGAUGUGCCCCCGCCUCACUUAAAGCUGCACUGGGCAAGAUGUUCACCCAAAUCACACAGCAGGGACGCGUGCGAGAAGAGAGUCCCGUCCGCGAUGAGAUCUUAAGUCUCAGGCGUGGUCGCAGCAGCGAGGACCCGAACACGGAGAGCUCGCUGACAGGAAGCCGCACUAAUAACAGAACCAUCUCCUCCGAGGCGUUAAUGCUGCACUAACGCUGAGCAGUUACAACGUUCUGCAAGGAAACUUAAACGUUGGAAUUUAAAGAAGUCAAUAGAUGCAAAAAUCAACAUUAAACCCUGACGGACUUUUAAAGGCCAAAAUCGUUAUUUAAUAAAUGUGAUAAUUCUAUACGUUUGUGCUUUUAAUAUAAAAAUAUUGCAUAAAUGUUUUUUUAGAAGGAUCGUUUAAAUGUACUUAAAUGUAAUAAAGAAUAUUAUAGAAUAUAUACUGUGUGGUUAAACUUCUAAACACUAUGAACAACAACAGAUAUGAAGAUAAGAAUAAUAAGGCUCAAAUAUAUUUAUUUUAUUAUUUAAUAGAAACUAUAAUAAAUUAACAUUAAAGCUUAAAUAAAUAUAUAAAUAUAUGAAUCAGCUGGCCCGAAACACAACUCCAGAGCAUGCACUUUAAUUAGAAGCUGCCACAGCAUCACUGUUAUGUGCACUGUUUGUAGUUAUAUACUGUAUGUAGCUAGCUAAUGUUGCAUUAGCUAGCUACAUACAGGAUAUAUAUAUA